CAUAAAUUAAAAUAUUUGUUGGUUCUCACUGUUAUAUAUUUAAUAAUAAAUCUAGUGAUUGCUGAAGAAGUUGAAGGAUAUAAAAGCUACAAAGGAUAUAAAAUAUUUUCAAUACUCCCUAAAAAUGAUAAAGACUUAAAGAAAAUUAGUAGAAUUUUAAAAAAUCCAUAUAUAGAUGUAUGGAAAUCGACUAAUAUAAUAGGAAGCCGAACUGACGUGAUGGUACCACCACAAAUGCAAGAAGAAUUUACUCAGAAAUUAAAUAGAAAUGAAUUAAUAUAUAACAUUACACUGGACAAUGUGCAGAGGAUAAUAAAUGAAGAAAGACAACAACAGCGAAAGAAUAGUGUAGCAACAAAAGAUGGAACUAGAAAUCACAUAUUAAGGCACUUUAUAAGAAAUUUAACAAAGCCUACCAUAUUUAUUAUGGGAGGUGCACAUGCACGGGAAUGGAUUGGACCUGCGCAAGUUUUACAUAUUAUUUAUGAGCUUGUUGAACGAAAUGCUAAGAAUAAACACCUAAUUGAGCAUAUUGAUUGGUAUUUGCUUCCUACUCUAAAUCCUGAUGGAUACGAAUAUACUUUUGAAGAGGAUCGAAUGUGGCGAAAAAAUCGAAGGAGGGUAUCGAAAACGUGUAUUGGUGUCGAUACAAAUCGCAAUUUUGAUUACAAAUGGAAAAGUGAAAGUAAAUGUGGCGAUACUUUUCCUGGUUAUCGUAGUUUUUCUGAACCUGAAACUAUUGCAAUAAAAAAAUUUGCUGAAAGCAUUAAGUAUCAGUUGAAAUUAUAUUUAACCUUUCACUCGUAUAGUGAAAUUAUUUUGUAUCCUUGGUCUUAUACAACUAAAGAAGUACCUAACAACUAUAAUAAAUUGAAAAAAAUUGCUAAAAAUCUUGAAAAAAUACUGGGUCACGAUUAUACAUCGGGUGUUCCAGGAAAUAUUCUAUUUUAUAAUGCAUAUGGUUCUAGUAUGGAUUGGUUUAAAGGUCAUUUAAAUGUUGACCUUGUUUUUGCUAUAGAAUUAUCACCUGGACAGUCUGGUGAAAUAGAUGGCAAUUAUUAUGGUUUCGCUCUGCCAAUAACAACUUCCUAA
This is a messenger RNA of Chrysoperla carnea, 1092 nucleotides long. RefSeq names its product zinc carboxypeptidase A 1-like. Gene Ontology annotation, biological process: proteolysis. The record is from RefSeq and is a predicted model, not a curated record. The coding region runs from base 220 to 1092 and encodes 290 amino acids. The transcript is spliced from 6 exons. Lineage: Eukaryota; Metazoa; Arthropoda; Insecta; Neuroptera; Chrysopidae. Gene Ontology annotation, molecular function: zinc ion binding; metallocarboxypeptidase activity.